Messenger RNA from Bursaphelenchus okinawaensis, 5487 nucleotides. NCBI's taxonomy places the organism in Eukaryota, Metazoa, Nematoda, Chromadorea, Rhabditida, Aphelenchoididae. The record is from the annotation of a GenBank genome assembly.
AUGCGUCUUUUGCUCGUAUCGCUGCCAUUUCUGCUUGGCUUCAUCGUGCUACAGGUGUACGCAAAUGUGGUCAAGAUUGCACAUUUGCAACCCAAUGAUCCGAACAUCAUGCACGAGCCGCACGUGCUCAAGAUGUGUGCGUCUGAUCUGAAGGAGAGGGCGAUCUUGCCUAAAGAUAUCAACUUUCAGUGAGUUAUGACGAUUUAUAUUGAUGCUUUGGAGAUUACGGUAAAAAAAUGUAUACUAAUGCUUUUUGUUAUAGGAUCUACACCAUGGAGUCGUGUAAUCGGUUUUCUGGUGUUGAACAUGCAGCGUACCUACAUUACCUGAAGAAUGCUAGUGUCUACUUUGGACCUGGAUGUAACAAUGGUAAGCUUAAUGCUAUUUUAUGUAUUUUCUGACAUCUAAACUUAUGUAUUAAAUUCUUAAAAGUCGAAAAAUGAUACUGUAGUUUAAUUUUUCGUAACAUCUAUUUAUAAAAUUACCGUAACCCACUUUUCAGAAAUGUUGGUAAUUGCCCGUCUUGCUUCACGGUGGAACGUACCAAUUGUAGCCCACUUGUCUGGUGACGACGCACUGUCCGACCGGUCGGUAUUUGAUACUCUUGGCUCCGUAGCCUUGACGUCAGCUACUGAAAUGGCUCGUGCUACAUUGACGUAUCUUCAGUUGUAUGGGUGGAAACAAGUUGGUCUAGUUAAAGCUAGUGUCAACUUUGACAGAUUGAGUUUACAUUCGCUGAAGAAUCUUUUGAAAGAUCAUGAUAUUGAUGUGAACAUCGAGAUUGAAUUGGAUCCAUUCAUGACUCCAGAUGAAAUCAUUGCUACUGGCAAACUGAAGCAGCUUAGAAACAAGGCUAGAGGUAAAAUACGAUGAAUUUUGCUUUGUCAUCAGAUCAUAUAUGUAAUAAGCUAUUAUAAAAAUAUUUAAAGGGAAAUAUCUAUGAUAAACAACUUGAGAUACCUAAAGUAUUGUUUUAGUGAUUAUCGUGGAAAUGGGUAUGGAUCUGCACACAAGUAGGGCCUUCAUGGUCGCUGCCCAUCGUUCCGGAAUGAAGACCAAUGAUUUCGUGUAUAUUAUCCCGUGGCUUGCUCACGUAAGUCUGAAUUUCAACAUAGACUUAGCACCGUUAAUCACUAAUACUGCAAAACUUACUAGGAUGACGUUUUUAACUUAUCAGAAUUGUGCACAGUAGAGAUUUGAAGUUUUCUUUCAAAAUGUCGAACCAGGAUAUAAAACAGCAUAAUAUGGCGCUAGGACAAAUGCGGUUUUUAGACACUUGAGGAUCUUCGGUUUUUGGACAUUUGCGGAUUUUUUAAAGGGGUUUUUUAAUUUUUUAGUUAAUUUAGUUGUAUUAUGGUACUAAAUUGUACUAAAGUUUGAAUUGGUACGGUUUUAACAUAACAGUACCUUUUUGGGCUUUUAGUACUAUUUAGGACCAAAAAUAUAAAAACAGUACCGAUUAAAAAUUUAGUACUAUUUAACAUUAAGAAAUAUUAAGACAGUGCCAAUUAAAACUUUAGUACCAUUUAGUACCAUACUACAACUAAACUAAAUAAAAAUUAAAAAAACCCCUUUAAAAAAUCCGCAAGUGUCCAAAAACCGCAUUUGUCCUAGCGCCCAUAAUAUCUAUCUUGAUUGUGAAAUCAUAAACAUUUUUCUUAUUACAGUACUCUUAACCCAUUUUAGAUGCACGACCACUACCCAUGGGAAGCCAACAACAUAGACAAGAACGAAGUCAGAUUAGCGUACGACGAAACCAUUGUCAUCACAGCUCAUGGUUAUGAUAAAAAGUUUAUUGAGGACUUUGAGCAUCGUUUCUCCCAAUUGACCGGUAUCAUAAGUAGUCACUAUGCCACUUUGUCGUAUCUCUCUUUGUACGAUGCACUGUUCUUGUAUGGGCUGGCAGUACGAGAUGCGUAUGAUGAAACCAAGAAUGCCUCCAUCUUUUUGGACGGUGGCUUGAUCUGGAAGAAGAUGACAGUACGACAGUUCAUAGGAGUAUCUGGUCAAGUACUCAUGAACAACAAAGGAGUACGAGUGCCGAGUUAUGCCACGUACUAUGUUGUUAAUGGUACGAUGAGGAUUGUGGUUGAAUUGACGGCACGAUUGAUGGACAAAGCUAAAUGUGCCAUAGCUGAGAACGAUUGUUCCGAGCACGUAGCUCACGAGGUCAUGCCUCAUUACUGGAGCACGUACGAUGGAGUUAUGCCUCCAGAGAUGCCAAAGUGUGGAUUCGAUGGAGGUCUAUGUGAUUACACGCCGUUCUUUGCUGGAGCUGGUGCUGUCGUGUUCUUGGCCGUCGCUAUACCUCUGGGUUACUUUAUCUACAUCAAAGAGUAAGUGGUCUAUAUUUACCUACAUUAAUACCUAAAUGACAGGUUUUUUAAAAAAGGCACUGUAUAUAUUGUAAAAUAUCCAUAAUACAUUAAUGUAACCACAAACGACUAUAAAUCUUGAUUUCAGGAAAGAACGUAUGUUAUACGACAUGACAUGGCGUAUCCCGAGAGAACAAGUCCGCCUUCUGGAGCACGGUACCAAUUCCAGAAGUGAGAGCUCUAUUGGCAAAUCAGUAACCAGUGGUUCUGUCAGUGGUUCUAUAGGUUCUAGAGCCAAUUCGAGGUUAAGUGCUAAACAGGCCGUGGCCAAUGGAGUACGAUGUGCUUACAAGAGAUACCAACAAACUCGCAACAUCAACUUCCCCAAGGCUGAUUUGUCUCGUCUGAAGGAGCUGAAGCUGAUUGAAAACGAGAAUCUGAACAAAUUUUAUGGAAUCUGCUUCAAUCAACAGAAUGAGUUUGUGGUACUCUGGGUUUUGUGUCAACGGGGAAGCUUGGAGGUAAGGUUUGGGUUAUAUAGAGGGUUUAUAUGGAUGUUCUAAAGGGUUUCAUGACAUUAUAAAACAUUUUUAUAUAGAUUAUGUAAUAUUAGGUUAGCCCAAAGUAGUAGGACGUAAUAGAUUAUAUAAAUUCUGAUGUUUCAGGACGUUUUAUUCAACGAAGAACUCAAAAUCAGUCGAAAUUUCCAAGUUUCCUUUGCCAAAGAUGUUGUUAAGGUAAGUAAAUCAAUAGUUUAUUUAAAACUCCAUAUGAAAUAACUUUCCCCUUUUUCUUACCGACCUUAAACACGAUGUAAAAUAGCCUCAAAGACAAUAUAACACCUCAUUAUAAGUCUAGAAAACCAUAUAAAACACCUCGUUUUAGGGUCUUGGCUUCAUUCACACCUCUCUAAUCAAAUACCACGGCUUCCUGUGCCUCCAGAAUUGUUUGGUCGAUUCAAAUUGGAAUGUCAAACUGACAAACUUUGUAACGGAAGAAGUAAUUGCUGAUAAACUUCGCCAUAACGAGCUGAAGUACUUCACGAUAAAGCCUCCGGUGUCGAAGAAGAAGAAGGGAAAGAAGGAGAAGGAAGUGGUGGAGAAGGGCAGUGACGAGAGUGAGAAUGAGGCUACAGAUGAGAGCGACAACAUUCUGGAACAACAACAACGCAGUAUGUUGGAGAAGAGCGACAAGAACGCUACUAAAAGUGGGUUUUAAGGUUUAGAUGGAAAAGAAUAAAAAAUUUGGAAAUAGUUUUGUCUUAACACGAAAACAUGACUAUUAAGGAAAAUUCAAGAGGUGACCUUACCUUUUUUGGUACUUUCAUAUGAUAUAUGAUCAUGUUUAAUAUAAUGAUUUCAGAAUACAUUCAACAAGCUCCAGAGAUCAUUAGGGAACUUAUUACCACCAAAUACCUGCCGCCUGGCUCACAAUCCGCUGAUAUGUACAGUUUGGGUAUGGUACUAUACCAAGUCUUGUUCAAAUUGGAGCCUUUCCACGAAAAGAACUUGAGUCCUAACAGUAAGUCGCUUACUAUAUAACAAUAUACGUUAAUCCGUUCAUUUUUUGUUAAAUUUUUAAAACUGUAUGGUACAGCACGAGUACUAUACUAAAAGAGCAAGUCAUAGUUAAAAGCUUUUUGCACAAUCAUACGACUGUUAUUCUCAAAAUGACAAUUCCAGAGUUAAUGGAGAUGAUAGCAAUGGCCAACGAUGACGAUCAAAUUCUUCGCCCGUCGUUCCCCAACCAACAGAAUCUGAGCACUGAUGAAGCUUACAACCUGCAGUUACUGUCAGCCAUCGAAGCUUGUUGGCUGGAGAUCCCUGAGAUGAGGCCAAACAUCAAGAGAAUGAAGUCCAUGGUCAACAGUAACCUCAAAUCCACCGCCAGCGGCACACUGGUCGAUCAGAUGAUGAAAAUGAUGGAGGAUGUAAGUCUUUGAUUAACCAUUUCAUACCUAUGAUGUAGCCUCUUACAUAUACUUUUUAGUCUAGUCGAUAAGUACUAUUAUAUGUUAUGAAAAAUAAUAUGUUACAGUAUACCACAAACUUGGAACAACUUGUAAAAGACCGAACAGCCAUGUUGGAAGAUGCGCAACAACAAGCUGACCGACUAUUGAAGAACAUGUUGCCACCGUAAGUUUUGUGAAAUUGUUUUACCUGAAUUAUAAGAGCCUUUCAGCAUACGGUAUUUUGAAGUAUUUUUACCAAAAUUUUAAAGUUUUUUUGGUCUCAAAACAAUUCCUUCGACACAAGUGUUUAAAAUAUUGUUUUAGAUCGAUAGCCGAAGACCUGAAAGUAGGUAAGCCGGUGAUUCCUCAACUGUAUCAGAACUCUACCGUGUUAUUCUCUGACAUCAGAGGAUUCACCAGAAUCUCGUCGACGUCGACGCCACUUCAGAUUGUCACAUUCUUGAAUGACAUGUUCUCUGGCUUCGAUGCCAUUAUUGCUAAACACGAUGCCUACAAGGUCGAGACUGUGAGUUAUUUUAAUUUGACAUAUAUUGUUUUAGAUCGGAGAUGCCUACAUGAUCGUAUCUGGAGUACCAAAAGAGAACGGUAAUGCUCAUGUCUACCAUAUUGCCGAAAUCGCGUUGAAAAUGAGAACGGUAAGUAUAGUUUUUGAAAACGUAUAGUGUGAAGUAACCUUCGAAUACUAUGUCUUUAUAAUACAUCUUAUAAAACCACGUUUUGAUACAAUCUUGUUUUAGUUUGUGUCCAACUUCAAAUUGGCCCACAAACCAGAAGAGGUGAUGAUGGUCAGAAUCGGUUUCCACAGUGGGUCUGUAGCCGCUGGAGUAGUUGGAUUGGCAGCGCCACGGUACUGUCUAUUCGGUGAUACUGUAAAUAUGGCUAGUCGAAUGGAGUCCACUGGCCUGGCCAACAAGAUCCAGACGAGUGAAGCAUCAUUCAAUCUGCUACGCUGCUUCUACCAGAAUUAUCUACUGGUCGAGAGAGGCAAAGUCGAAGUUAAAGUAAGGUAUUACUCUAAUAAUUUGGUUUUUUUGUGUUUGGUCCAAAAGUUUAUAGAAUCUCUUUAAAGUUUUGACAAUGCUUUUCUAUUGCCAGCUACUUUUUGACCAAUGAUAUUGCAAUACUGAUUUCAAUUAUUAAAUAUUUUUUCAGGGCAAGGGCGAGUGUACCACUUGGUUCCUGGAAGGAAAGAAGAAGUAG